AUGUACGCCUUCAGAAAACAUGCUGCCCUAAAUAAGAAAAAACUUAAUGCAGAAUCAUUUUCGUUUGUGAUGCCAAAAUUAAAUGUCAAUUCAGUAAAUGAAGACCCCACAGCUUCUCUGUUAGAGCAAGACAAACUGCCGAUCUCAAAGAAUUAGUUUGCGAAUGAAUCCGUAAUGAUGGGAUUAAUAUCAAGAUCCUUAAUCAAUUAGAGUAGAAGGUGGGUGUGUAGAGAGAAUAGCCGUAGAUAAAUGUACAAGAAUGGGGAAUUUAGUUGAGUAAUCAUCUUAAAUUAAUUGACGAUAAAAGUAGUCAUUGGAUUAAGAACAAAUAUACAAAAAACGCAAUUGAGAUCAUAAAUAAACAGAAAUUCUCCACAAUAGAGAAUGAAAAAUCGUAAUUGAAGAAUUAAUGGAUUCUGAGAUUUUUGUAAGAAUAUUUUUAAUUAAUUACAGUUCCAAAUUUUCAGUUAUUGAACCGACAUCAAACUGGCUAAAUUUAUGGAGUAUAUUCAUGUCUGUGUGCUUAUUAGCGUAUUUUUACUUUCUUAUGAUAAAUUUAUAUUUUUCUAAAAAUGAGGGAGAUUAGGAAUGGUACUGGGAUUAAUGGAAAUAAGGAUAUACAGGUUGGCUAAAUAUGUUUUAUACCCUUUGUAUGACAUUAGACAUUCUAAUAGAAAUGCAUGUAUCAUAUUUUGAAAGGGGGGAAUAUGUAAAAAACAAAAAGUAGGUGUACAUAAAUUAUUUGAAAACUGGGUUUUUCUUUGACUUUAUUCCACUUUUUGUUUUAUACCUUUGUCUCAUAUCAGAGUAAGUGAACGAGUCAACAAUCAUCAGAUAUUUCUUCUUUUUAAAAUUCUAUAAAUUGUCAAUUUAUGAUUAAAGAUUUUAGGAAAGAGUGUAAUUGCAUAGAAAAUCAAAAACCAUAUAUUUGAUAUUUAAGAUAAUUGUUGAGAUUCUAAUUAUUGUCCAAUUGAAUGCUGCUUUGUUCUAUAGAGCAGGAAUUUACAUGUAUGACAUGAAGUAAGAAGAUGAGGAUAAUUUUAAUUGGGGCACAUGGUUAGAGAAUGAUAUGUUUAAUGGUGAAAUUUACAGUAAGUCAUUGUAAUCCCAAUAUUUCUUAUCACUGUAUUGGUCUGUGGCAACGUUGACAACUGUCUCAUAUGGCGACAUCACUCCAGCAAACCCUCUUGAAAUUCUCAUUAGUACUAUGGCUAUGUUAAUAGCUAUCUUUUUGUUCGCAUUGAAUGUGCAGACUAUCUAAGAAGUGUACUUGGAAUAUAAGGCAAGUAAGAAAAAGUUUUAGAAGUAAAUUAAUUUGUAAUAUUAAUAAGACAUCUUAUAGCUAUCAAUAGAUUUAUGAGAGAUAAGUAGAUUUCUGUGUCAUUAUAGGCUAAAAUUAGAAAAUAUUUGGAUCACAUAUGGGAUAAGUAAAGAGCAAGAGAGUAGAAGUUAGAAUAGGUGGUUAUAGGUUCAUUAGCCCCGUCUUUAAGAUAAGAAUUAAUGUUUGAAUCCUACGGGAUGGAUCUAAUUAAGAUACCAUGGAUGAGCGAUAAUUUUACAUUUGAAUUUAUCAAGGAAUUAUCGGAAGAAUUAAGAGAAGUCUAUUUUGCAGCUGAUGAAACAAUCUUUCUCGAUAAAGAGGCAGUUCAUGAUGAUUACUCAUUUUAUAUUGUGAAAGAGGGCCAAGUUGAUUUAUUUAUUAAUAGCAGUAGUGCAACCUAACCUUUGGUUGCUCAUUUGAAAAGUGGGGCAGUCUUUGGGCAAUAUUCCUUCAUUACUGGGGAUGGAAGAUAAUGUUCUGCCAAAACCAGGACCCAAACUACUUUAUAUCAAGUGAAUCGGACAACUUUUAUCAAUACCUUACUGAAGUUUGAAGCAGACUAUGAAAGAUAUUGUUAAUUGAAAGAUUUAGUUAUGUUGGGCAAAAGAUAUGAUUUAUUGGUAAGAUUUCACAUCUAUUGGUGUAGCAAUUGAGUUGUUUUACUUGCAAUUUGGCUGAUCAUAUGAGUAAUUGUUGUCCAUUGACUCAUUUCACCUUUGAAUCUUAAAAGAAUGUUAUGGGUUCUUAGAUUGUCAAAAAUGAAUACAAAUAAUAAGACAGAACAAAGGCAAAAAGAAGAAAAGCAAAAUAAAAAAAUAUUAUUGUAAAUGCAGAUGAAUUUGAAAUUGAUGAAGCACAGUUAAGUGAACUUCAAUAAUAAUAUGUUGAAAAACCAAAUGAUAGUUAUGACAUUGAUAAAGUUCAUAGUUUUAAAUAUUACUUUCCUAGCUAGAAUAUUGACACCUUCUAUUUUAAUCAAAUGAGGUAUCCUUCAAUUAAUACUUUAGAAAUAUUUCAUUAAACCAUAAGAAGUAUUUUACGCCUCCGCUACGACAUUAGAUAGUACCGAAAUGAUAC
Paramecium octaurelia is the source of this 2398-nucleotide messenger RNA. The record is from the annotation of a GenBank genome assembly. NCBI's taxonomy places the organism in Eukaryota, Ciliophora, Oligohymenophorea, Peniculida, Parameciidae.